Molecule: messenger RNA, 321 nt
Organism: Epithele typhae
Lineage: Eukaryota; Fungi; Basidiomycota; Agaricomycetes; Polyporales; Epitheliaceae
Product: UPF0287-domain-containing protein
Exons: 2
Coding region: 1-321 (106 amino acids)
Biological process (GO): regulation of DNA-templated transcription
Cellular component (GO): mitochondrion
Molecular function (GO): DNA-binding transcription factor activity
Source: RefSeq, a predicted model, not a curated record
AUGCACCCCCAGCUCACGGAGAAGAAGCUAGGUUCGCACCCCUCUCGGCCGUGCGCCCGCCUACCCAUACUCGUAUGUGCCUGUGGGACUGACCGAUCCCUCUCGUCCCUCUCAGUGUGCCUGCAGUUCAUCCAGGCCCUUGAAGUCUGCCACUCCGACGGCGGCUGGCAGCGGUUUUUCGGCGGGUGCAACCAGGCGAAGCACGAACUCAAUAUGUGUCUCCGGAAAGAGCGAGUUGACCGCACGACGCGGAACCGUGAGCAGGCAAAGGAGAGGCGGGAGAAGAUUGAGCAGGCAUGGCAAGAAAUCCGCGACGACUAA